AUGUCAUCUAAGGAGCAGGCUCUGUGGCUCUGUAAGGAAGGGGAGCAGCGAUUAGCUGUAGAAGACCUAUCUAUUGCCACUGCCUUCUAUACGGCCGCAUUCAGUUGCAGCAUCCCGACGGCUGUUGGCAAGGUGGCUUCCCUGGGUAAAGAGUCUCGUGCCAAAGUGAUUACAACUUUAACAAGGUGGUGUCGAGAUGGCAGCCCCAUUCCAAGGGUUCAAGGCCUGAAGGACACGUCUCUCAGUGUUGGAAUUGCUGCCAUUUUCCUCUCAACCCUCGACCCCAACAACAUGGCUGCCUCUCUCUGCAAGAUGGAAGCCUUGCUCAAACUGGGCCACUAUGAGGAAGUGAUGAGCCAAUGUGACUCUCUGCUUGAUGAACACCGUUGUGUGGAGCUGGUCCUUACCAAGGCUUUGGCGCAGGUGCUGUUGCAGACACGCUUCCAAAAGGGCAUCACAGAUUAUCUCUGCGUCUUUGCAGAACAUCGGGACGAGGCUGUGAAGUUCAUACGCAAUCGACAAAAGGAGCACCUCCAGCACAUCAUUGAGGCCUUCUUUGACUUCCUCUCGCUUCAGGAGAGCACUUGCUGUAGCGAGGGCCCAGAAAACUGGCAAAGGAACUGCCACGACUUCCUGGCUGCUGUUGCACCAGAGGACAUCCGUGUCUGCCAGGCACAGGCAGCCUACCUCUUUGAGAAACACAAAUACAAGGAGAGUGUGUCUGUCUACAGCAAGGCUUUAGAGGCCUUGUCUGACGCCGGUGCAUUCUGGAAUGACAGAGCGUCCGGCCUUCUCAUAGACAGGGCUGCUGCUUAUUUCUCUCUUGGUGGAAGGGUGCAGGAAAUGAUGCAGGACUUGACAGCGGCCUUUGAGGCAUGCCCAGCCCUGGCAAUGAGGCGCUUCAAGGCGCUUUUCUCUGCUGGGGAUUCCGAGAGGGUAGGAAAGCAUGCCAGAGCAGCCCUAGAUGGGGAGUUUGCUGCUUACAGAGAAGCUGUACGUGCCAGGCCUGAGGUCCGAAGCGAUGGCGGCAAAGAGCUUCUCCCCCCGGUGAUCCGCACCCUCCGCUUCCUCAUUCAGAUUUCCCCAGUGGCCAGGCGUGAACUAAAUGUCCGGCUGGCAGAUUGCUCCCUCUUGGAGGGCAAUAUCCAAAGUGCCUCGGAAAUCUGCAACCGUCUUCUGGGUUCAGAAGAGGAGACAUAUUAUAAUACCCUUCUUGCCAUCCGAGGGUUUUGCCAUCUUCAUGCCAAACGCUGCGAAGAGGCUCUUCAGGAUUUUCAGAAGAUCAUCGAAUACAGUUCCCCGCAUCCCAGCAGUUGUGUGAAGGCUCUUUGUGGUCGUGGCUUGAUCCGAGCUUGGGGUGGAAGUCCUUACCUUACAGCCCUGGAUUAUAUUACUGCCUGUAGGUUUAGAUUUGAAGAAACCAGCUUUGUGAUCAAAUCCUACGUCCCUUGGAACCAAAGAGGUUUCCUUCUGAUUAUUCUCCAAGAAGAAGCAAGGAAGAUCCUGGAACGGAACAAAGCCCCAAGCAGCAGCUCGGCGUCCCGACGGACCAAAUCGAGAGAGCUGAACAGCUUCCAGAUGAAAGAAGGGGAUGCAUCUGGGGUUCACCAACUGUCUUCUCUCCUCUUGGACCUGGACGCUUCAGAUGAGACAUCUCAGCUCCUGUGUGCUGAUGCUCUGUACCAGAUGGAUCGAGUGGAUGAAGCUCACAAGGUCCUUCUGGUGGCUCUCUCCAAACCCUCCCAGAGAUCAGCCAUCCUAGCCAGGCUGGCUCUGCUUCAGCUGAAGAAAGGCUUUUUAUAUGAUUGCAACCAGCUACUGAAGAAAAUGACCCAAGCUGGGGAGACUUCUUGCCUUCUGACUGUCAUGAAGAUUUUAAAAGCCGAAGACCGGGCAUUGAUGCAAAGCCACUGUCACUCUAGGGCCAUGACGAUUCUGAAGCAUAAGCAAGGGGACAGUUCCAUCAAAGAAGCCAUCCUCUACCUCUCCUUUGCCAUCAUCGCUGCAGGAGGUCAUGCUGUUGAUUCCCUUCUUACCAGGGCCCGCUGUUAUGGGCACCUUGGCCAGAAGAAAACAGCCAUAUUUGAUUUCAAUGCCAUCCUAAAAGAAGACCCCACCAAUGCACAGGCUUUGAGUGGGAAAGGAUUCGUUCAUCUAGCUCUGAAUCAGAAAAAGGAGGCGGUGCAAGAUCUAACCUCAGCCCUAAAAGCUGAUCCAGUCUUGGCAGUUCCAGAAAUCCUUUCGUUAAAGCAGGAAGCCCAAGUGCUGAUCCAUCAGUGGCUGGUGGAUCACUGCAAGGCCAGGCUGUCGGAAUUCUUUGCUAGCAAAAAGCCACCCAUGGGAAGCCCUCUGAAGGAACUCGCCAUAGUUGGGGAAUUGCUUGUGAAACUGAAGAGCAAAGAAGCAGAGAGUCACAUCCUCUAUGUGGACCUCUUAGCUGUGGAUGGGAGGCACAAAGAGGCUCUGACUCACCUGCAGGGAGCGUUUGGCCACACUGCACCCAACGACUCCAUCAACUCUCGCUUUGGGAUGCUUCAGGCCAAGAAAGGCAACAUGAACGCCGCAGCUCACCUUCUGGCCAGUUUGGCUGCAAAAGACUAUGCCGAUUUAGGAUACCUGAUGAGUUUCCUGGACACCAAGCAGCGACAAAGCCUUGCUCAGGUAGCUUCCACUGAAGCAAAUGCGUUGGUGAAGGAGCAAUACUACGCAAAGGCUCUUGGCUACUACUCCCUGGCCAUCUUGGCAAGCAAUGGCAAUCCACGCUAUCUUCGCCAACGUGCUGUUUGCCUAGCACACCUGAAGGACUACAGGAAGGCUUUGAAGGAUAUAGAGAAGGUGAUUCACAAUCAUGGGACAAAUGGCCUGAAGACUCAAAUUGAGGACUACUGCUUGCAGGGGGAGAUGCUCUUGUCCAUCUCGGAGGAGGAAAUGGCCGUGAAACAGUACAUCAGAGCCCUUCAGCUGGGACAGUCUUUGGCUCUGAUGACUAUCCCUGCUGACCGCAAUAGGGACACACUGUCCAAAGCAUUCCUACAAAUGGCUCAGUCCUCCUUUGCAGCGAGCCAUUAUGAAGAAGCCUGGAAGACUGUGGAGUAUGGCCUGAUGGUCGACCCAAACAACACUGAGCUUAAGAAACUUAAAAUAAGAAUUAAACGGGAGGCAUCUGGUUGCAGAGUGCAAUGA
This is a messenger RNA of Rhineura floridana, 3183 nucleotides long. RefSeq names its product tetratricopeptide repeat domain 34 (gene TTC34). NCBI's taxonomy places the organism in Eukaryota, Metazoa, Chordata, Lepidosauria, Squamata, Rhineuridae. The coding region runs from base 1 to 3183 and encodes 1060 amino acids. The transcript has 7 exons. The record is from RefSeq and is a predicted model, not a curated record. Gene Ontology annotation, molecular function: protein binding.